AACAAACAAACUCUUCAGCUUUAUAUAUUAGUAUAGAUUCUCCUUCACAAUCAAAGCUUACGAUCUCAUUUCUCUGAUAUCCAACAUAAAUACAAGUACAAUAACAAAGACACAUUCUUUCUUUAAUACAUACUGUAUAUCAAUCUCUUACCAGGACUCCAUUCCUCUGAAGGAGAUGGUUCGAGAGGAGUCCGCCACAGAAGCAGAGGUCAAAGAAGAGAUCGUAGAAGAUACACACACGGAGACAGAUGACGAUACUCCUAUGGAGUUAAGUCGCGAAGAAGAGAAGGACGGAAAGAAAAAGAGAGAUUACUCUCGUAAGAAGAAGAGUGAUUCUAGAACCUGCUCAGGGUCGGAGAGUGCGGCGGAGGCCAGCGCCCCCGAGUCCCCGAGCACCAACGACGCGGAGAGGCAACACCGGCUGUGGAAGAAGUCCGUCAUGCUGGUCUACAGCAGACUAUGCGCCCACAAGUACGCGUCGCUGUUCCUGCGGCCCAUCAGCGACGAGGAGGCUCCCGGCUACAGCCUGGUCGUCAAGAGGCCCAUGGACUUCAACACCAUACGGAAGAACAUCGACUCGGGAGUUAUAAGGACGACAGCUCAGUUCCAGCGCGACGUGUUGCUGAUGCUGUCCAACGCGCUCAUGUACAACAGCAGCGAGCACAGCGUCUACACCAUGGCCAAGGAAAUGCACGCUGAGGCUCUGGGCCAGCUGGGCAUGUUGCUGGCCGCGCAGGCUCACGCGGGGCUGGUGCAGGUCCCCGCCAGGAGGAAGAGGAGGAGGGACCACGCCGGGGGGCAGCCCCCACACAAGCGGACUCACUAGGGGGGGCAGCCGGGCAAGUGGAUAUACUAGGGGGGCAUCAUCAACCAGAGUCACGUAAAGUAUGUGCGAGCGAUCCCGUGACUCUGGC
Molecule: messenger RNA, 914 nt
Organism: Trichoplusia ni (cabbage looper)
Lineage: Eukaryota; Metazoa; Arthropoda; Insecta; Lepidoptera; Noctuidae
Product: bromodomain-containing protein 8-like
Exons: 7
Coding region: 176-826 (216 amino acids)
Cellular component (GO): NuA4 histone acetyltransferase complex
Molecular function (GO): protein binding
Source: RefSeq, a predicted model, not a curated record